Molecule: messenger RNA, 3777 nt
Organism: Leptinotarsa decemlineata (Colorado potato beetle)
Lineage: Eukaryota; Metazoa; Arthropoda; Insecta; Coleoptera; Chrysomelidae
Biological process (GO): response to oxidative stress
Molecular function (GO): peroxidase activity; heme binding
Source: RefSeq, a predicted model, not a curated record
CAAAAAAAUCAGAAGAAUGCCCUCAAGACACUAUUAUAUAUUAUAUAACUGUACUGUGACAAUUAAUUUGAGAUCUUCAUGCUGGUUAUUGGAAGACACGCAUUCUUCAAGUCUUCUUCGGCUUGUUAUGGUGUUGCUCAGUGAAUGUAUUAAUUAACAAAAUAAGUUCCUGUAAGGAAAUGGUGAAAACCAAGUUGAAAUGGAUCAUCAGUUUCUUGUUAGUUGCAUUUCUUUCCAUAGAGCAUACUUUCGAAACAAAUACAGAAAGCCGGAAAUAUAGAAAACCAAAUAAGAAACCUAAUAAUUCUCAAAAACAAAAUCCAGUUGCUUCACAAGACAGGAAAGAUGAAUUGAACUUUGGGGGAUUUCCGACUUCACAAAAUUUAAAUGAAAUUAUGUCAAACAUGUAUGGAAGACAGUCAACAGGAGAUUCCAGUAUAGAAAUUUCAAAAAUUGACGAAGCUCUGAAAUUUGGAAUCCAUUCUGCAGAAACUCUAAUAAAUGUUCAAGAACCGUUGUGGUAUGAGAUGGGAUUGUAUCUUGAUAAGGAUCACCCUGCGAGUAAAGUGGCGGAUUUUGGGAAACCAAACCGAAAAGCUCUGGAAUUGUCAAAAUAUGGAAUUCAGAGUAUCAGAAGGUCUGUCCUCGGACCACGACUACCGUCUGCCCGUGACAUCAGUGUGAAAAUUCACGGUGAAAGUAACAAUGAACUGAAGAGUGUCACGUUGAUGUUCAUGCAGUGGGGACAGUUCAUCGAUCACGACAUCACUUCUGUCGUGAAGUCGAGAAGUUUCAAUGGGUCAAUACCAAGAUGUUGCGAUGGAGGUGGGCGGAGAAUGUUACCUCCUGAACUAACACAUCCAUCUUGUCUACCAAUCAGCGUGUCUUCGGAUGACUGGUUUUUCGGAAAAUUCGGUAUACGUUGCAUGGAAUUCCUGCGGAGUGCACCUUCAACUAGGAUCGACUGUGACCUUGGAUGGAGGGAGCAGAUCAACCAAGUGACACCUUUCAUUGACGCUUCUACGAUUUACGGAAGUGACAUCGAAAUAUCUGAUUCCAUUAGAACAUUCAGAAAUGGAAAAAUUACUUAUGGCCGAAACGAUAACGGUGAAGCUUUACAACCUCCAGACCCACCUGGGGGCGAACUAUGCCGAGCUGGAGCCCUCACGACUGACUGCUUUGAACCUGGAGAUGGUCGAGUAACAGAACAACCCGGUUUGACUGCUGUGCACACAGUUUGGAUCAGAUUCCAUAACAAAGUAGCUACCGUUCUUUCCAGAAACAAUCCACAUUGGAGUGAUGAGAAGAUUUUUCAAGAAACCCGAAAAAUAGUGCAGGCCCUCAUUCAGCAUAUUACUUAUCACGAGUUCUUGCCGAUUUUAUUGGGACCCGAGGUUGUACGGCUGUUUGAGCUCGAUUUGGUGCAAAAAGGAUAUUAUGACGGAUAUGAUGGAAGAAUCAACCCUGGUAUUGCAAAUUCCUUCAGUGCAGCAGCAUACAGGUUUGGCCACAGUAUGGUCCAGAAUUCAUUCAUAAGAACGGAUCAUAAUCAUAAACCUAUAUUCAAUAAUGUAUCUCUACACGAAGAAAUGGACAACUUUGAAAACAUCUGGAGCUUCGGUUCGAUUGACAGACUACUUCUAGGUUUUUGUAAUCAGCCGUCUCAGCGACGAGACGAGUUCAUCUGCGACGAACUGACCAACCACCUCUUCCAACCAUUCAACUUACCAUUCGGUAUGGAUCUGACAGCGAUAAACAUCCAAAGAGGAAGAGACCACGGUAUCCCUCCUUACACGUCCUGGAGGCAGCCAUGCGGCCUGUCUCCGGUAAAAGAGUGGAAGGACUUACUGAGGAUUUUCAAUGUGGAUACUGUGGAAAGAUUCAGAAGGGUGUACAGACAUGUGGACGAUAUCGAUUUAUUCUCAGGAGGGUUGGCAGAGAAGCCGGUUCGGGGAGGGGUCAUUGGCCCUACUUUUGGUUGCAUUAUCGCUCAGCAGUUUCUCAAUUUGAGGAAAGGAGACAGAUUCUGGUACGAAAAUGGAAAAUUCCCGUCAUCCUUCACGCCAGCCCAACUACAGCAAAUUAGACGCAUAACUUUUUCGAAAAUAUUGUGCCAAACAAUGACUGAAAUCGAAUCCAUUCAAACUUUCGUUUUCUUAGCAGCAGAUGAUAUCCAGAAUGUUCGAGUCCUCUGCGACAGCUCAGCAAUGAAAAACUUCGACCUGUCUCCCUGGAUAGAAACUACUUUGAAAGAUAUCGAUAACAGAAUAGGUUUUGACUUCGGUAGAGAAGGCACAGAUCAACUUGAGGCAGACAUUUCAUCCAGAGGAAGGAAAAUAGAAACAAAAAACAGGAAUAAACCAAAAACUCAGUCUACUGCUACUAAAAUAAAUGUCAAAGGCUCAGCACCCAAAUAUUCCAGCGAUGUUAAAACUGAAACUCACUAUAAUAGGAAGUCUUCGAACACCGCAGAUAAGCCGUUGGAAGUCAACAUCAAAAUCCAGUAUUUUUUCCCUACUACUACUACAACUAGUACGACGACGCGUCCUCGCAAAAAGAAAAAGCGGCCUCCAGUCGCCACCACUAACGACCAAUCAAUAAUAAUUACACAGAAGCCUUUCACAAAUAAGAAUCCAAACAAAAUCAAUCCAUCAUUUACUCAGUCUACUUCCCAAACGAAUUCGUACGCUUCAAGGCCAAACAUUCGUCCAACUUUUAUAUAUGAUAGACCGACUAGUGAUAAUGAUUACAGUCUCCCAGGGAGCAGGCCUAGCCAUAUCUAUAACCGCCCUGUAGGUACUGUGAAUAAUCAAAAUUCGAACAAUGUUAGACCUUUGCCUAUUCAUAACAGACCCAGCUCAGGUGGUUUCGAUAUAAAUGAUUAUAGACCUACCAAUUCAUAUAGCAGGCCUAGUAGUCCAAUUGCUAUCAAUAUUCCAAGCGAUGAAUACAACUAUGGUUCAAAUAUCAACAGACCCAUCAGUAACUAUGAUAACGACAUAAUCAGUGUUGAUCAGUUCAGUUACAAUAGUGGCAGACCCAAACCUGACACCAAUUAUCAGAACCCAGGGUUUGAGGACUAUGAUGAGGUGAUUUUUGAAAGUGAGCCUUUCAGUACCUCACAAAGGCCCUACGUUUAUAAACCAAGCAGCAAUAACUACAUGUUCAACUACUACAACACACCACAAAGACCUCAGCAAAGCAAUUAUGAUCCAAUUUCGGACUAUUCAUAUACACAAAACGAUAGAUAUGAUAUACCGAAAAGACCCAGUUUUGGACAACCCAGCCCAAGUUUCAUAAACGACAAAGUUGGGAAACCCAAUAAAAUAUACUCAGUUGGCCACGUUUACUCGUUAGAUGACGAUAGGAUUCACGACAAGCUGGACUUUAAAACGAGAGUUGUGACUAAGAUAAAGGACGAUAGAAACAAAACUAGGUAUGUGAAAAUUUCUUCCGUCAAGACAAAAGCUAUUUUGUCAUCAAGUAAUGCGUUUUUCGAUGCCGUUUUGCAAAGGGACGGAGAUGACGAAAUUGUCGAGAGAGGAGAUGAAGAUGAACGAACCAUGCGACUGGUGGAUAUUGAUGUGACUCCCAGUGAAAUGAAUCAUAAUAACUGGUUGGUUUACAACGAAACUGAUGACCCAAUGCCAACAUUCUUUAUGCCUGACUUCAAUCUCCAUACAUCGUGCACAGAAGAGAUUCCUAAGCCAAUAAAGUUGAAAACAAAUGAAAAUUUUCACAAAACGAAUGAUUUAAAAUAAAAUCUGGUAUUGUUUA